Messenger RNA from Labrus mixtus (cuckoo wrasse), 1198 nucleotides. It is a transcript of the gene hoxd10a, whose product is annotated as homeobox D10a. The record is from RefSeq and is a predicted model, not a curated record. Bases 31 to 1062 code for a protein of 343 amino acids. The transcript is spliced from 2 exons. Gene Ontology annotation, cellular component: nucleus. Lineage: Eukaryota; Metazoa; Chordata; Actinopteri; Labriformes; Labridae. Gene Ontology annotation, biological process: regulation of transcription by RNA polymerase II. Gene Ontology annotation, molecular function: RNA polymerase II cis-regulatory region sequence-specific DNA binding; DNA-binding transcription factor activity, RNA polymerase II-specific.
UCUCUCCUCUAAAGAACUUAACCCCCCAAAAUGUCCUUCCCCAGCAGCUCACCUGCAGCCAAUACGUUUCUCGUGGACUCUUUGAUUGGCGCGUGCAGGACGGACAGCUUUUACUCCGGCAGCAGCAACAUGUACAUGCCGUCCACAGCAGACAUGGGAACUUACGGAAUGCAAACCUGUGGACUCCUGCCGUCGUUCGGCAAAAGAGGAGAGGUCAACCACCAAAACGUGGGCAUGAAUGUCCACCAGUACAUACCUCAGAUAGAUAACUGGACCGAUCCGAGCAGACCGUGCAGGAUAGAGGGGUCCAGUCAGAUGUCAAACUGUACAUUUUCUCAGAGCAUAAAAGAGGAGAGCAAUUGCUGCAUGUAUUCUGAUAAGAGAGUACAAAAAGUCAGCUCUUCAGAGGUUUACUCUAAUGUUAUUCCUGAGGCUGAUGGUCCAGAGAUCCCGGUUCCGGGAUAUUUCAGACUGAGUCAAACUUACGCGAACGGGAAGCACCAGGAAAACUACCACCAUGCGCCGCCGAGUCCAAACCCAACACUCAUGCAGCUCAGCCGGGUCACCCCGAAACCACAGCCCCCCUCUUCCUCCUCCUCCUCCUCUGGGUCUUCUAAUUUUGCAGAAGUUGAAAAGAAAAGUGAAGAAAUUCCGCAGAAGUCGGAGACCUCAAUGACGCCGGUCCCAGCAGAAAGCCCGGAUCCUUCGAAGUCCAGCUCCGGGGAGAAGAUCUGCUCCAUGGACACGUCUGUGUCCAGCCCCGAGCUGCUGCAGCAGGAAGGGAAAGAUUGUAAGAGUGACACACCAACCAGUAACUGGCUCACAGCAAAGAGUGGCAGGAAGAAAAGGUGUCCCUACACAAAGCACCAGACCUUGGAGUUGGAGAAGGAGUUUCUGUUCAACAUGUAUCUGACCCGAGAGCGCCGCCUAGAGAUCAGCCGGGGCGUCAACCUGACCGACAGGCAGGUCAAGAUCUGGUUUCAGAACCGCAGGAUGAAGCUGAAGAAGAUGAGCAGAGAAAACCGCAUCCGGGAACUCACCUCAAACCUCACCUUCUCGUGAGCUCGCAUGAAUCUGUGGUUAGCUGUUUUUCUGUUUAAUAUUCAGUUUGAUGCUUUAGUAGCAUUGGACGUUUAUCCUCAAUUUCAAGGAAACUGUGACUAUAUAUAUAUAUAUAUAUAUAUAUAUAUGUAUAUGU